Cryptococcus wingfieldii CBS 7118 is the source of this 1404-nucleotide messenger RNA. RefSeq lists its product as hypothetical. The transcript has 4 exons. Bases 1 to 1404 code for a protein of 467 amino acids. The record is from RefSeq and is a predicted model, not a curated record. Lineage: Eukaryota; Fungi; Basidiomycota; Tremellomycetes; Tremellales; Cryptococcaceae.
AUGUCGGGCGUCAAGACCAUCCUCAUCCCUUGCGCCCCCAUCAACACGCCCCAUCUCCCCACUGGCACUACAGAAAUCCCCAUCGCACCAUUGGGCCUUGUUUCAGGCCACCCGAUACUAUGGUUCUACGCUUUUGAAGGAGUUCUUGAUGAGGCAAGGUUGGUGAGAGCUAUUGGGCUGCUUACGAGUGUUUGGCCUACUCUGGCGGGAAGGUAUCAGCGGGAGGUUGGGGGAGAUGGUGAGGUUGCUUUCUCGAUCAGACUCUGCGCAUCCCCCAUUCCCUUCGAGACUCAAAGUAUCGAGCGCGACCAAGCUUUUCCCGAUAAACGCUUCAUUCAACCUACCGAAGACAACCCCUACAUCCCAACCCUCCCAACCAACUUUCGUACUCUCAACUCCGAGUCGCAUCUCUUCUCCGUCCGUCUCACUACACUCCUUCCCAGCGGCAUGUCGGUCUUGGGGUUCCAAAUGUCUCACCUGGCUCAAGAUAGCGAGUCGGGCUUGAGAGUGCUCUUGCUUUUGGAAGCUUUGUAUCUACGGGGACAAGACGCGCUGGAUAGUAUCCCACCCAACGCCGCGUACGCCUUACCAACCUUCUUCCCCGACGUCGGUCCUCUCCCCAUGUAUGUGCCUUCCCAGAAUCAGGGUGAAAUCGUCCCAAGUCAGCCGAGCGCUGCGGCUUUACAAGCCUACUUGGAUGCGAAAAAAGACUUGUCGAUGGUCUUUGUCCAGCUGAGCAUGUGGGAAGUGAACAUUCUGAAAGCUCAGUACCAGCAAGAUGUCGGGGUUUACCUUUCUGAUCAGGAUGUUAUCUCAGCUUGGUGGAUCGAUCUGCUAAGACGGGUGGGUGUGGACGUGCAAACAGUCAUCUAUGUCCUCAAUUAUCGGAGAUGGUGUAUAGGCCAUCCUUCAUUCCCGCCCUCAUUACCGACCCUCAGUGGUACCGCCUCUCUCACCCGCCCUAUCAAUAUUUCGUCUCAGAAUUCACCGGCGCGAGUUGCAACGGCUAUCCGAGAGCACGUCGUCCAGCUUCGGUCAUCGCCAGAUAAAGUGCUGGAAUGGAUCAGUGAUGGUGCUUAUCACUUCCGCCAAGCUGCAGUCGAGGAGAAGACGCCUGCUUUGAUGCCGGAAGGACAGGUCAAGAUCAACUCGAGUAUCCGCUCAUACUGGCCUCUGUUUGGAUUCAAAGAACACGAAGUCAGCUAUCAUACGCCAUUCACCGCCCCGAGGGUUCUUCGAGUCUUCCUCGCCAACCCGGCGAAGCAUGGCGAGGCGAGAGGAGAGAGACUUGAGCUCUACUUUGAUGUGAGCAAGGAGGAUGUGGAUAAGGUUGAGAGGCUUGUUGAGAGGGAUAAGGCCGGGUGGAAGAUGAAAGUGGCUGGCAUGGCAGGGGCGAGAUUAUAG